Messenger RNA from Dothidotthia symphoricarpi CBS 119687, 1746 nucleotides. Its product is annotated as GMC oxidoreductase. The transcript is spliced from 2 exons. Gene Ontology annotation, molecular function: flavin adenine dinucleotide binding; oxidoreductase activity, acting on CH-OH group of donors. NCBI's taxonomy places the organism in Eukaryota, Fungi, Ascomycota, Dothideomycetes, Pleosporales, Dothidotthiaceae. Gene Ontology annotation, biological process: secondary metabolite biosynthetic process. The record is from RefSeq and is a predicted model, not a curated record. Bases 1 to 1746 code for a protein of 581 amino acids.
AUGAAUGCGUGUCUCUUAAACACACAUCAGUUGUCCAACUCACGUCUGCUUCAGAUCAUCGUCGGAGGCGGGACCGCCGGUCUUGCUUUAGCAACUCGACUCAGUCAAGAACUGCCAGAUGACUGCGUGCUGGUGGUUGAGGCCGGCCCCGAUGGACGUAACGAGCCUGGUAUAUAUGUCCCCGGACUCAGAGGAACGACAUUUGGCACCGCGUACGACUGGAGUCUGCCAACAACUGCCCAAACGGAGGCAAACAACCGCACUAUUGUGCACAACCGUGGCAGAGUCCUAGGAGGCUCAUCUGCCCUCAACCUACUGGUGUGGGAUCGAGCCAGCAUGCGAGAAUACGAUGCGUGGGAAGAACUGGGCAAUCCGGGCUGGAAUUGGAAGUCCAUGUAUCCUGCCAUGCUCAAGGCGGAGAACUUCCAGCGUACGAAUGGAACUGCCCAGUAUGGUGACAAUGGAGUAGGUUAUGGAGGCCCGAUCCAGACAUCUUUGAUCGAGGAUCCUCCUCUCCAUCUGCAAGCCGGUAUUCCUACAUUGCAGAACCUCGGCCUGGAACACAAUCUGACUCCGUUGAAUGGACAUGUUCUUGGGGCUGCAUACCACCCGGCGACGAAUUAUCUCGGAAACCACACGCGCUCGUACUCAGUGGCGUUUCUUCCCAGGGCCGGCAACAACCUGGUCAUCAUGUUCAACACCACAGUACACAAAGUCGACUUGAAUAGCAACGCCUCAAGAGCCACCGGCGUUGUCCUUACAGACGGCAGAAAACUCACCGCAAAGAAAGAAGUCAUCCUCUCGGCCGGGAGUCUGCUCUCCCCAAAGAUCCUCGAACUCUCGGGCAUCGGCCAGAAAGCCGUUCUCGCCAACGCCGGUAUACGGCAGAAGCUCAACCUCCCCGGCGUGGGAGAGAACCUGCAAGACCAUCUCCGCAUCCAAAACACAUACGAGCUGCGCCCCAACAUCACAGGGCUGGAUAUCCUCAAAUACAACAAAACCCGCGCAGCGCUCGAACUAGCGCUAUGGAAGCAGGGCGAAAAGUCCCUCUACCAGUACGCGGGUAGCUGCUUCGGGUUCCUGAAGUGGCACCAGACGGGCCCCAACGCCAGCCGCCUCCUCCAGCUCGCACGCUCCUCAGCCAACACAUCCAACAUCGUAGACCGCAUGAAGCUCUCCACACUACUAGACGCCGCCUCCCCCGCCCCAGACCUCGAAGUCGUCUUCAGCGACGGUUACCUCGGCACGCGCGGCUACCCAGCCGCCAACACCACAGGCUACGGGAAAAAAUACGCCUCCCUCAUCGCAGGCGUCAUGCACCCCUUCGCCCGCGGCACAGUCCACAUCUCCUCCCCCGACCCCCUCGCCAAACCCACUAUCAACCCCAGAUACCUAGCCCCCGCUUUCGAUCUCGAAGCCACCGCGCACGCCGCGCAGUACCUCCGCACCAUCGCCAGCACACCCCCGUUCCGCGAUCUCUGGGUAUCGGAGUUCGACCCCGGGGCUGCGACGGAGACGCAUGCGGAUUGGGUGCGGUAUGUGAGGGAGAAUGUGUUUACGUUUUACCAUCCGAUGGGGUCGUGUGCGAUGCUUCCUAGGGGGGAGGGCGGGGUCGUGGAUCCGCAGUUGAGGGUUUAUGGGGUGGGGGGGUUGAGGGUCGUGGAUGCGAGUGUUAUUCCGGUUAUUUUGUCGGCGCAUGUGCAGACGGCGAUGAUUGCGCGGCGGUAUCGGGGGGGUGGUGCGUGA